Molecule: messenger RNA, 702 nt
Organism: Cetraspora pellucida
Lineage: Eukaryota; Fungi; Glomeromycota; Glomeromycetes; Diversisporales; Gigasporaceae
Source: the annotation of a GenBank genome assembly
AUGGCGAAAACACUAUCCUAUAAAGCAAUUAGUAAACCAAUCCUUGGUUCUUUUGCCUUCCUAGAAAUCCUAUAUUUUGCCACUGGUGUUUUAAUGAUCUCGCUUGGUAUUGUAUGGUUCAUGUCACUUGGUCAAAACUUACGCAGUAUUGUGAUGACAAGUGGUCUGAUAAUAGGUGGCAUUUCUGUUGGUGCAUUUACUGUAGUGUCAUUUCUUGUCGCUGUUGUUGGUUUCAGUAAUCCUUUGAGACACAAGAAUUGGUUGAUUGUUCAUGUAAUCAUGAUUGUUUUAACUUCGCUGGCUCUUUUGGCUUUGGGUGGUGACAUUUGGUUCAGGACCUUAAAUGAAAGACAACAAUUUGGCAAUGAGUGGCUCAGAUGGGAUGAAAGCAUGAAAAUUAUGUUCGAGGACCAACUUCAGUGCUGCGGAUAUCAAAAUUCAACCGAUAACCCUGCUUCAUCACGAUGCACUCAAGACGUGGACCCAUCAAUACCAGGUUGUAUAGGACCAAUAACUUCACGAGCUGACAGACUUUCUCGUCAAUUAUUCACUACAUUAUUUGGCUUCAUAACUGUGGAUAUAUUAGCUUUCUUUGCCACGAUCAUACUGAUACAAGCAAGAAAUGUUGAAGAACGUUAUAUAAAAAUUGAUGAAAAACAUAGUCAUAUCAGAGACGAAGCAUUAAAAAUACAAUAUGUUUAA